Messenger RNA from Sitodiplosis mosellana (orange wheat blossom midge), 1074 nucleotides. RefSeq names its product G-protein coupled receptor Mth2-like. NCBI's taxonomy places the organism in Eukaryota, Metazoa, Arthropoda, Insecta, Diptera, Cecidomyiidae. The transcript has 6 exons. The coding region runs from base 78 to 1043 and encodes 321 amino acids. The record is from RefSeq and is a predicted model, not a curated record.
UUUUUAAAAGAGAGAAAUAUUUUUCUCGACCAUUUCCAAUCUCAUUCAAAUUCGCGUGGAAUUGAAUUUUAAGCAAAAUGCAUAGAGGCGAUCUUCCUUUGCUUCUGUUCAAAAUUUCGGACGAAACUUUGCCAUGUGAAAUAGAGCGUUAUCGAAGCGUUACACAAAUUGUAUCAGUCUAUAUAUGUGCAUUUAUCUCCAUACCGUUCACCGUCGCAACCAUUUUGGUCUAUAUUUGCUUGUCUGAAUUAAGAAAUACCCAUGGAAAAUGUCUAAUAUUCUAUCUAAUUUGCCGAGCAUUGUCUUCCAUCAUAGUAAAUCUUUAUCUCACUCAGAAUUUAGACCUAAUAUUUGUUGGAUUUUACUUACUUUUGAGCUCGACACAAUGGUUGCAAGUGAUCAGCUUCGAUAUCUGGUGGAAUUUGAGGAAUUUUCGUAAUAUACAUCGAAGGCGAAAAUUGUCCGAAGGAAUGCGAAUCUUUUUAUACAUGCUGUAUGCAUUUCUAACGCCGUUUCUUGUAGCGUCUAGCGUCUAUGGGGUGAUUGAAAUACCACCGUUUAAAUCAUUUGUCGGCAUGCAAGAUUCAUGCAUACGAAGCAAGCGAAUAUCAAUCGUAUACUAUUGUCUCACAUUUCCAAUAAUCAUCAUAUUUUUCGAAUUGACCACGCUGAAAAUUUGUUCAGAACAACGGAAAAUCAAAAGGUUAACACCGCCCGACAUAAAUAGUUGGUUUCUAAAAAGCUUUAUGGCUCAAAAAGAGAACUUCCUGUUAUAUCUGAGACUGUUCAUUCUCAUGGGCAUGCAUGUGAUCAUCUCGUGUCUUCUAUUUGAAUUAUCGCUCGGAGCUGUGGCAUCUGGCGUACUGGACAUAAGUGAAUCACUAGAAGGAUUGUGGACUUUUGCGCUGCUUGUACUUAAACGUAACGUGUUACGUUCAAUCAAGCAAAGGUGGGAUCUUAUACGAGCAUCUUUUGGAACAAAAAAUUCGAAUUCAAUCCAGAAUAGAUCCACACUUAAUUCCGAUUCCAAUCCGAUUGUAUAACAAUGCAAUCACUCAUACGGCUAAUGAAAUG